Messenger RNA from Ochotona curzoniae (black-lipped pika), 1154 nucleotides. RefSeq names its product aminoacyl tRNA synthetase complex interacting multifunctional protein 2 (gene AIMP2). The transcript is spliced from 5 exons. Gene Ontology annotation, cellular component: aminoacyl-tRNA synthetase multienzyme complex. NCBI's taxonomy places the organism in Eukaryota, Metazoa, Chordata, Mammalia, Lagomorpha, Ochotonidae. The record is from RefSeq and is a predicted model, not a curated record. Bases 126 to 1097 code for a protein of 323 amino acids.
UUUUGACUCUGAUCGCCGCUGCAGGCGUCAGCUAGGCGGUGGCCGCCGUCCGUCACUCGUGGCCUCGCACGGUGUCGGGGCGCUCUUGCUCCUCACCCGCCGCCUGCAUUCCUUUGCCUCCCGCGAUGCCCAUGUACCAGGUAAAGCCCUAUCACGGGGGCGGCGCUCCCCUCCGUGUGGAGCUUCCCACCUGCAUGUACCGGCUGCCCAACGUGCACGCCAAGACCGGCGGCCCCGCGCCCGACGUGGGCCACGUGCAGGAAGCAUCCGACCCUUCUCUGCACGCUCUGGAGUCCCGCCAGGACGACAUCCUGAAGCGUCUGUAUGAGCUGAAGGCCACAGUGGACGGCCUCUCCAAGAUGAUCCAGACCCCGGAUGCAGACAUGGAUGUCACCCACAUCAUCCAGGCCGACGAGCCUGCCGCCCUAACGGCCACCACGCUGGACCUCAGCUCGGUGCUUGGAAAGGACUACGGGGCGCUGAAAGACAUCGUGAUCAACGCAAACCCUGCCUCGCCGCCGCUCUCCCUGCUGGUGCUGCACAGGCUGCUGUGCGACCACUACAAGGUGCUGUCCACUGUGCACACACACUCAUCCGUCAAGAACGUGCCGGAAAAUCUCCUCAGGUGCUUCGGAGAGCAGGCCAGGAAGCAGGCGCGCCACGAACAUCAGCUGGGCUUUACCCUGAUUUGGAAGAAUGUGCCGAAGACUCAGAUGAAGUUCAGCGUCCAGACCAUGUGCCCCAUCGAGGGAGAAGGCAACAUCGCCCGCUUCCUCUCGUCCCUAUUGGGCCAGAAGCACAGUGCUGUCAACUCAACCCUCAUAGACAGCUGGGUGGACAUCGCCACUUUCCAGCUCAGCGAGGGCAGCCCCAAGGAGAGGGCGGCUGUCUUCCGGGCCAUGAACUCCGCGCUGGCGAGGAGCCCGUGGCUCGUGGGCAGUGAGCUCAGCGUGGCCGACGUGGUGCUGUGGGCGGCGCUGCGGCAGAGUGGCAGCUGCAGCGCAGCGCCGGCCAGCGUGCAGAGAUGGCUGAGCUCCUGUGACAACCUGGCCCCCUUCAGCGCUGCCCUCAAGCUCCUUCAGGGAGCGAGGGCUUAGAUGCUAACCCGGUGCGCUUUCACGCCCAUUAAUAAAGGGACUUGAAUUCGAACACUC